UAGUCGGGCUACCAUGAUGUGCAAAUUUCAUGAUAAAGAAUAGUCCAUUCUACGUCAAAAGCUCUCUUGAUGUGUAUUUGAGCUCUUGGGGUGUGUGGCGAGAUGUCGCUUCUUUCGUCUGACAACAAGAUAAAUUACUCGAGAGCAGAAAAUCAAGAAAAGGUAACUUUAAAUCUUAAACCAAAGCAGAACUUUGAGCAACAAAAGAUGCUCUUCAACGUUGAUAAGAACUUGCAGCGAUCGGCCGAUGCAAACAGGUGCCCUAUCACGGUUCUGUGAAUUAAUUUUCUACGUUGUAAGACGAUUGUAUUACCUUUUAAUUUUAUGCAGGAGAUUCGGUGGAAGAUGAGUGAUCUUGAAGAAACGGGUGGCAAAGGGUUUGUGUUUCCCUAACUCAAAUGCAUGGAGCUCUGCAGACGCAGACUUGAAGAAUAUAAAAUACUUGUGCAUUCUUAUGGGACCACAGUUCUCAUUUUUGCCAUUUUGAACUUGGCGUUUGCUGUAGUGGCAAUCUUUGCCAAUAUCCUGGCUAUUGGAGCUUUAUGGAGAGCAUCAUCUAUACCAAGUACCUUGAAAAAACUCUAUCUAAGCCUUGCCGCCUCUGAUCUUGGCGUGGGCGUUCUCGCUCAGCCUAUGUAUGGUAUAGUCAUAUUAGAACUUUUGAAGAAGGAAAGCAAUGAAAGAGACAGCUCUGACUUUUUAUGUCCCAUCAUCUUGACUGUAAAUUAUUUUUGCAUAUAUCUUCUCACCAGCGCAUCUUUCCUUACGAUGAUCGCCAUCGCUGUGGAUAGACUUCUUGCGAUAUUUCUUCACCUGCGAUACAGAGAACUCGUUACUCCUGGUCGUGCUGUUACAUUUUUGAUCACUUUGUGGUCGACAAGCUUUGCCGUCGCUUUCCCCGUGAACAUUUCCAUUCCUACGCAGAAUCAUCUGGUGGUAGCCAUUUUUCAAUUUGGUGGACUUUUCGUGACAACCGUUGUCUACAUUUACACUUGCAAAGUCGUUCGUUAUCAUCGUAUUAAGAUACUUGACCAAUGUUAUUUUCGAAAUCGUCAAGCGAUGGAAGCUCUCCGAGAAAAGAAGUCAAUGAUAAAUUCCUUGUUUAUUCAAAUUGUUUUUGUGGCUUGUUAUCUGCCAAACUUGUGUUCCAUAAUUUUUCUGACAGUGAGCCAUUAUCGAUCCACAUCUUUGGCAGCGCAUCAUGUCUCUUCGUUUCUCGUUCUUCUGAAUUCAUCAAUCAACCCCUUCGUUUACUGCUGGAGAUAUCGCGAGCUUCGAGAAAUCGUGAAAUGCAUGAUGAAGAAACUCAUCAAGCUUCCCACGCAACCAUCGAAUGAAUAAAGCGUUGAUUCACAUUGAGGAUAUAACGUGUGUAUUUGAUAAUAAACGUUUAUCUUACGAAACCCUAAGCACUAGGUACCCUAAGAACUUAAUUUUACAGGUUCAAGUGUAAAAUGCCCAAGGCCAUAUCAUACUCGUCAAGAUAAUUGGAGCAGUACAAACUUAUGCAUGCACAAUC
This is a messenger RNA of Pocillopora verrucosa, 1519 nucleotides long. Its product is annotated as adrenocorticotropic hormone receptor-like. Gene Ontology annotation, biological process: G protein-coupled receptor signaling pathway. Gene Ontology annotation, cellular component: plasma membrane. NCBI's taxonomy places the organism in Eukaryota, Metazoa, Cnidaria, Anthozoa, Scleractinia, Pocilloporidae. The record is from RefSeq and is a predicted model, not a curated record. Gene Ontology annotation, molecular function: G protein-coupled receptor activity.